UCAGUACCUCCACGGCCAACCGUCUUGACAGACACCAAAUUGUCUAUAAAAUUUAAAAUCAACUUUAUAACCUUCAAUUAAAGUUCAAAGUUGCGCGUGCGUGUUGUUCUACUGAACUUUUUAUCAAGUGCCGGUUAUUUAGUUGAGGCGAGACCUCCAGACGGAGUGUACGAUGGCGAUGCGGCUCUGCUUGUGUUUGUUUAUGUGUGUGCAAUUAGUGUUGUGUCAGUUUGAGGAAACCUGCACAACGGUAGAGAAUGAGGUGGGCAGCUGCAUCUCGGUGACCGAUUGCCAACCCUACCUGAAGCUGAUCCAGGAGUCGAGGAGCAACCCUAAUGCUUUGCGGCUGUUACGACAAGCACAUUGCGGCUUCCAAGGAAAUAAUCCCAAGGUCUGCUGCCCUCGCCCCGGCAUCCCCACUGGUCUAACCCCCACUCUUCCCCCCACCGAGCCUACCCCAGCGCCCACCCAGCCGACAGAGCCUACUCCAGGUCCGGAGCCUAAGGAGCUAGAGCCUCAGCUUGAAGCUGUGUCGCUACCAGAGGCCCCGGUCUGCGGAGUCAGCAAUGCGUCCUUCAGUAGGGUUGUUGGAGGCAUACCUGCCAAGUUGGGUGACUUCCCCUGGAUGGCGCUGCUGGGUUACAAGGAACGACGAGCCGGCGCCGGCGCACGCUGGCUCUGUGGAGGCUCGCUCAUAUCUGCCCGCCAUGUUCUAACGGCUGCCCAUUGCAUACACACCAGGGAAAAUGAUCUCUACCUUGUCCGCCUCGGCGAGUUGGACCUCGCCCGCGACGACGAGGGCGCGACUCCCGUGGACGUGCUCAUCAAGACCCUCGUCAAGCACCAGGAGUACAGCCCCAAGUCCUUCACCAACGACAUCGGCAUCCUCGUUCUAUCUCGCAACGUGCAGUUUACUGAUUUGAUCCAGCCCAUCUGCAUCCCGCGCAGUGGCGAACUGCGCUCGCGCAGCUAUGAGAACUACACGCCACUCAUCGCCGGUUGGGGUGACACGGAAUUCCGUGGUCCAUCCGCCACGCACCUCCAAGUGCUCCAACUGCCGGUACUCAGCAACGACUUCUGCGCACAAGCAUACUCAGCGUACAAGGCCCAGGUGAUCGACCAGCGGGUGCUGUGCGCUGGCUUUAAGAAGGGGGGGAAAGAUGCGUGUCAAGGGGACAGUGGGGGGCCGCUCAUGCAGCCUAUUUACAACAGCGAGACUCGAACCACAUUCUUCUACCAGAUCGGCGUAGUGUCCUACGGCAAGAAAUGUGCUGAGGCAGGCUUCCCCGGCAUAUACACUAGGGUCACCAACUUUGUGCCUUGGAUAGAAGAGACUGUAGCGAAUAAUUGAGCUGAUAGGAACUAGGAAUUAGCAAUAGCACUCUUUGAAUGAUUUCGGGAUAAAUUUUUGACUAGAAAGUA
Molecule: messenger RNA, 1422 nt
Organism: Cydia amplana
Lineage: Eukaryota; Metazoa; Arthropoda; Insecta; Lepidoptera; Tortricidae
Gene: CLIP4
Product: venom protease-like
Exons: 8
Coding region: 173-1351 (392 amino acids)
Biological process (GO): proteolysis
Molecular function (GO): serine-type endopeptidase activity
Source: RefSeq, a predicted model, not a curated record